Molecule: messenger RNA, 739 nt
Organism: Rhodotorula graminis WP1
Lineage: Eukaryota; Fungi; Basidiomycota; Microbotryomycetes; Sporidiobolales; Sporidiobolaceae
Exons: 3
Source: RefSeq, a predicted model, not a curated record
CCCCCCUCGCCCUCGCACCAUCAUGGUCCUCCAGGACAAGUACGCCCGCGCCGCAUCCCGCAAGUACGCUCGCACCCACGCCCCGACCGCCGACGAGGCCGCCGACCACGCCGCCGUCGACGCCGCCCUGCGCGAGGCAGAAGGCCGCCGCCUCGGCACCAACGCCGACCGCUACCGCGAGGACGACGAGGAGCGCGCGAGGGAGCUCGGGAUCGUGCCGCCAAGGGAGGGCGACGACGAGGUCGACGAGGAGGAAGAGCGACGAAAAGCCGAGGAGCAAGAACAGCUCGACGCCUUCCUCGCGCGGCAGCGGGACAAGCUCGCGGCGCCGUCGGACGCGCCGGGCGAGCACGACGAGGACGAGGACGACGUCGACCAUUCGUUCGCGCACCUGCGCAUCGGCGGCAAGGGCCGCAUGCGGCCGCCGCCGGGAGGGCACAAGGCCAAGGUCGAGACGGACGAGGACAAGGAGGAGCUGAGGAGGAUGCAGGACGAGGCGAGGAGGAUGCAGGCGGUGCGAGACCUCAAGAAUCGAUUCUCGGGCUCGGCACCACGCUCUGCGCCACCGCCAUCGACACGACCGCCACCAGCCGCCUCGAGCCGACCGAGCGGCCCCUCUGCCACCACCGCCCUGCCGACCAAACCGGUCGUUCGGCCCGCUGCACAAGGGCAGGACUUUCUCGAUACGCUCCUCUGAGUUGUGCGUGUGCUGCAACUCGAGCCGGAUUCGUCUCGCGGC